This is a messenger RNA of Aureococcus anophagefferens, 609 nucleotides long. RefSeq lists its product as hypothetical. The coding region runs from base 1 to 609 and encodes 202 amino acids. The transcript has a single exon. The record is from RefSeq and is a predicted model, not a curated record. Lineage: Eukaryota; Pelagophyceae; Pelagomonadales; Pelagomonadaceae.
AUGGCGGCGAACGUGGCGGCCGACGACGGCCCGUACCGCACCGUGAAAGCGACGAACCGGAAGAGCGGCAAGGUCACGAGCUUUCGCGUGCGCCGGGAUGCGACGAUGGACGAGAUCUCGCGCAUGUACGCCAAGCACAUGGGGCUCGGACCGGCCGAGAAGGUCGGCGCGCCCUUCUCGGCCGGCGCGCCCGUCGAGCCCGCGGCGGCGGCCGCCGAGCCCGCGAUCGCCGCGCCGGCCGAGCCCGAGGUCGCCUCGUCCGCGCGGGCGCCGCCCGCGACGCGCGACUUUAGCGCGGUCAAGGACGCGCUGUCGACGCCGCCGCGCCGGCAGACGCCGCCGCGGCGGGAGCCGUCGGCGACGCCGCCGCGGCACGACCCGGAGACGCUGCGGGCGUCGUCGACGCGGCACCUCAUCAACGCGACGCCGGUCUCGACCGCGUCGGCCGCGGGCGCCGCGUCGCCCGCGUUCGGGGACGUCGUCGAGCCGACCGUCGAGGUCCACUGCGACGGCGGCGCGGGCGAGGUCACGCUCUACAAGCGGGGCUUCCGCCAGGGCGUCUCCCUCGACCACGCGUACCGGCCCGCGGGCGAGGACGCUAAGCCUUAG